Messenger RNA from Hyla sarda, 540 nucleotides. Its product is annotated as weak neurotoxin 9-like. The transcript has 3 exons. The record is from RefSeq and is a predicted model, not a curated record. The coding region runs from base 107 to 445 and encodes 112 amino acids. Lineage: Eukaryota; Metazoa; Chordata; Amphibia; Anura; Hylidae.
CAUAGACUAAACAGGUACACACCCCAGAAUGUCAGUACCCACAGAGUGAGAUUUAUUCAUAGCUAGAAGAAUCGCAUCAGAGGAGUCAAGAAAAGAUUGAGGAAAAAUGAUUAGAAGUUAUAUAGCAGUCGUUAUAUGUGUUUACCUGACUAUUCAUAUUGGUGACGCACUAGACUGCUAUUCUUGCAGUGAUUUCUGCACUGAGCCUCUUAUGGAAACAUGUAGUGAUGGCGAAACCUGUUUCAGCAUUGAAAAACAAUUGGGUGAGCACCUAGCAAAGGUCAAAGGUUGCCUUGCUGAGGACCGCUGCAACACCACAGUGGGGUCCUCUGUUAGACGGUGCUGUAAUACAGACCUGUGCAACAGUGGAACAGUCCCAGACGUCUCCUCCAUGGUCUCCUUUGGACUGAUGAUUAUGAUGAACGUCGGCCUAUUCUGUCUGUGAUGAAGAUCAUUAUCAUUAAAGGGGUACUCCGGUGAAAAACAUUUAUAUAUAUUUUUUAAAUCAACUGGUGCCACAAAGUUAAACAGAUUUGUAAA